AUGAAACAAAAUCAAGAAAAUCGUGAAAAUCGCAGAAAUCGUAGGAGUCGUAAAGGUCAUAGAAUUCAUAGAAGUCGCGAAAUUCAUGAAGUUAUAGCAGUUGGUAGAAAUUGUGGUAAAAGUCAUGAAAAUAAUGAAGAUACUGAUUCUGUUCAAG
Messenger RNA from Funneliformis mosseae, 157 nucleotides. NCBI's taxonomy places the organism in Eukaryota, Fungi, Glomeromycota, Glomeromycetes, Glomerales, Glomeraceae. The record is from the annotation of a GenBank genome assembly.